Apodemus sylvaticus (European woodmouse) is the source of this 1305-nucleotide messenger RNA. RefSeq names its product maelstrom spermatogenic transposon silencer (gene Mael). Gene Ontology annotation, molecular function: sequence-specific DNA binding. Gene Ontology annotation, biological process: piRNA processing; male meiotic nuclear division; spermatogenesis. Gene Ontology annotation, cellular component: P granule; nucleus. The transcript is spliced from 12 exons. Bases 1 to 1305 code for a protein of 434 amino acids. The record is from RefSeq and is a predicted model, not a curated record. NCBI's taxonomy places the organism in Eukaryota, Metazoa, Chordata, Mammalia, Rodentia, Muridae.
AUGCCCAACCGCAGGGCCAGCCGCAAUGCCUACUAUUUCUUCGUACAGGAGAAGAUUCCCGAACUGCGCCGGCGAGGCCUGCCGGUGGCCCGCGUGGCAGACGCCAUCCCCUACUGCUCGGCCGACUGGGCGCUCCUGAGGGAGGAUGAGAAGGAGAAAUACUCAGAAAUGGCUCGAGAGUGGAGAGCAGCCCAGGGAAAGGAUUCUGGGCCUUCAGAGAAGCAGAAACUUGUAUCUACACCACUGAGGAGGCCAGGCAUGCUUGUACCAAAACCAAGUGUUUCUCCCCCUGAUAUGUCAAAUUUAUCUAUAAAAAGUGAUCAAGCUCUCCUUGGAGGCAUUUUUUAUUUUCUGAACAUUUUUAGCCAUGGUGAGCUACCUCCUCAUUGUGAACAGCGCUUCCUCCCUUGUGAAAUUGGCUGUGUUAAGUACUCCCUCCAGGAAGGUAUUAUGGCAGAUUUCCACAGCUUUAUCCAUCCAGGUGAAAUUCCACGAGGAUUUCGAUUCCAUUGCCAGGCUGCAAGUGAUUCUAGUCACAAGAUUCCUAUUUCAAACUUUGAAUUCGGGCAUGACCAAGCAACUGUGUUACAAAACCUCUAUAAAUUUAUUCAUCCAAACCCAGGGAACUGGCCACCUAUUUACUGCAAGUCUGAUGAUAGAGCCAGAGUCAACUGGUGUUUGAAGCGUAUGGAGCGGGCAUCAGAAAUACGGCAAGAUCUAGAACUUCUCACUGUAGAGGACCUUGUAGUGGGGAUCUACCAGCAAAAAUUCCUCAAGGAGCCCUCUAAGACCUGGGUUCGAAGCCUCCUAGAUGUGGCCAUGUGGGACUAUUCUAGCAACACGAGGUGCAAGUGGCAUGAAGAAAAUGAUAUUCUCUUCUGUGCUUUAGCUGUUUGCAAGAAAAUCGCGUACUGCAUCAGUAAUUCUCUAGCCACUCUGUUUGGAAUCCAGCUCACUGGAGCUCAUGUGCCACUACAAGACUAUGAGGCCAGCAACAGUGUGACACCCAAAAUGGUUGUAUUGGAUGCAGGGCGGUACCAGAAGCUAAGAGUUGAGAGUCCAGGAUUCUGUCAUUUCAACUCUUACAAUCAGGAACAGAGAUCAAACACAUCUACUGGUUAUUAUCCAUCUGGGGUGAAAAUUUCGGGCCCUAACAGCACUGUUCGAGGAAGAGGGAUUACCCGCUUACUAGAGAGCAUCUCAAGUUCUUCCAACAACAUCCACAGAUUCUCCAACUGUGAGACCUCACUCUCACCUUACAUGCCCCAAAAAGAUGGGUACAAAUCUUUCUCCUCCUUUUCUUAA